CAUCACGUCUUAUGUAAACUCACUGAGGAAAGGUAGUCCUUUGAAGUGUAAAGAUGCAUAUGAACAAGCGUCUUUUCAGCGUAAUGAGCGGGUUUUGCAGAAGGUUCUUACAAAGUUCAAGAACGACAUGGACAAAUUAAAAAAUAUAAGCAACAAAGAGGAACUUCAGACCAAGUUUCUCAAAAUUUUUGAGUCCACGAAAGUAGCAUACCGUGACAGCUCAUUUACGUACCGUCAAAACGAAUAUGAAGAAAAGCUAGAGGCGGAAAUGAAAGUUUAUUUAGAUACGAUGAAAAACGAAAUAACUAAAACAUGCAUGGAAAUAGGAACGAAGAAAUUGUCGGAGAUGUAUGUUGAAAUGUUUAACAAAAGCGGAAGUAGAUACCUGGUGGGUGCGACAGCUUACAGUAACUACGAAGCUGACAUGGAAAAACUAAAAAAAGAUUUUUUCGAAGCAAACAAGCUGUAUGACCAAGACGUUCUAUUUCAAUGCUUUGACGCGUUUACGAAAAGCAAAUCUGAUGUUAAGAUGGUUACGUACUGCAUUGCAACUGAACACAAGUACAAAGAACAAUACGAUCAAAUGCACAACGAAAUAAACAGACGGAUGGGUGGCCAACUUGAAUAUUUUUUUCUCGAAGAGCAAAGGAGAAGAAAUCAAUAUUUAGAGAGAGAACUAGCAGAGCUGCAAUUAAAUAGUGUGGAACUAUUUAAAUCUGCCAAGAGAGAAAGCCUAUGUUCAAUUAUGUGAAAUAUAUUGAUUUGUGCUUUUUCGAAAACUAGUUGAAUAUACAACAUGCCAGAAAAAAAGUUAAAUGAUUCAGUAUUUUCGAUAAUUUAUAUAACACUUCUAAAUCUGCCAAUGAUUUACUAUAUUUAUAGCAAUCAGUUUUCAUUAAGAAAUACAUGUACCUUAGUGUAAAUGCAGCAAAGCUAAUUUGACGGCAUUGUAUGGCAGAGUAUGAACAUAAAAAUGUGCUUAUUUUAACAUGUGAAAAGUUUUAAAUCAGAAUCAUAGUAUGUAAAACAAUUCAUUGGGUUUGUUUGAUAACACAAUUUUGGUCAUAUGGCGCCGAAAAAGAAAAAUAAUUGGCUAUCCUCAAGUGUUACAAUUUUUAAACAAGUAGAAGGCUUAAAAUAUUCCGUUCUCUUCUUUUCAUUUUGAUGUUUAAUAGUAAAGUUUCUGAUAAAGCUUUGGUGACUGAUAGAGCUUAUAUUUAUUUUUGGUAUGCAGAUUAUCAACAGAAAUCAAUAUAUUUACAUGAUAAAAAGCUAUUUAAAGUGACAUUAUGCUCAUAUUUUCAUAGUCAAGUUCACUUGAACUGACUAUGUAUUUCAAAAGAUUGACUGUUUAAAUGGUGAUUGACCAACAGUUCAUAUUGAAAACUGUUUAGAAUAGAAUUUAAAUCUGCCUUAACUAUAAAAAGGCUGCCCACUCUUUUUAUGAACUGAAUGUUACAGGUAAAUUCUAAUGGAUAUUUACCAUAAAUUCGUUUGGAUCCGUGCGUUGGUUAUUGUUUAUGUGAAAUAAAUUUUUAUAUUGAAAGGAAAAAUGGCAAAAUGAAAAUUUAUUUUGACAUUCAUAUGUUCACUCAUUUAUAACCUUGGAUGGGCAUAAUGUCACGAUAAAAUCUACGUCAAUAUCACAAUUUACAUAUCGCGUACUUGUUCCCACAAAAGAGAAGAACCUUUACAUAUUUACAAACUGCUAUUUGAAAACAAGUUAUUCAUAUCUCUUAGUAAUCUAAUAAGUCUAAAAUAUCAUCAAAUAUUUAAAUCCUUAAAUCGGACUGUUUUGCAACGCAAAAUUGUUUUGAUGUCGUUCCCACCAAAUAAAUCAAUGACCUGUUAUUAUGAUCAAUAGUAUCGCAGUUACAUUUUAACUGAUUUUAUUUCAUAUGAUUUUCCUGUAAAUAGUAAUCAUAGUGCUUUGAUACAUUUAACUUGAAAUAUGUAUAUAUAUAUCCUAAAACUUGUUAUCUUCGUAAUCUUCUACUUUGCCUUUAACGAUGUCUUUGAUUUGCUAUCAUUUUAUGAGUACUUGAAUUUUAAAAGAGUGUGUUGGUUACAUGACAAUUAAUCCCCAGUUAUGCUUUUGUUUUCAUUUUUCUAAUGCUUUUUAAUUUUGUUAUUAGUUUCUUGUUUGUCAUUAAUUUGAAUCAUCCUUUGUUCAUUGGCAGUUAAUUAUUAGAGUGAUGUAGUACUUUGUAUAGAAUUCAAAAUAAAAAUACCAUUUUGUUUACAUUUUUUCUACUUAUAUGACCAUAAAUUCAACGUUUCAUUUCUCGUGAUCAGCUUCUAACAUGCUCUAAUAUAUUUUAAAGUUACAUUAUUGCUCAGAUUUUUUUUUAGAUUUUUUUCUUUUUUUAGAAAGCGAAAAGUUUGUUUGAAAACAAUGUAGUUUAAACUGUAUUAUUUGUUUCAAAAAAAGGAAUGUUUAUAAUUUUGUUGAUACACAACAUGUCAGUGAUGAGCAUUUAUCUCUGCAAACUCGCACAUUGAUUACACUACUCCCUUUUCUUUAUUAUUUAUAAUAUUGAAUACAUGUAUACACCGAGGCAUGUAAGUAUAAAUUUGCUCUAUUUGAAUGUUAAUUUAAAAGAAAAAAAUGCCAUAAUGAGCCACUCAUGCAGUAAUUCGGUAUACUUUUAACAUUUAAUGUUGUUAUAUCCAUAUAUUUAGUCAACUUCAUGUUUGUAUUAAACAAAUAGUAAUUGUAUGAAUAGAAAUAUCAAAGUUAUUGUCAUUGUAUUUAAAACAUUUUAAGAUAAUGUAAUAUUAUUUGCAAAAUUAUUUUCAAAACAAAGUGAGGAAAGUUUUAAAUAUUGUUAGAUACAUAUAAGCAGAUUUAGUUGUGUCAUUCGCAAGCAUUGAUUAUUUAUGCCUAUGUAUAGCAUUUAUACGUAAAGGAACUCCAGUGAGGAUGAAAAUCCUAAAUAAAUUUGAAAAGCUUAGCUAGAUUAAAACGAAACAAGCAAAAGAUGUUAAAGAAAUAUACACAGAAUUGAAUUUAAAACAUACUUUUUGGGUGAUAAGAGAUAAAGCUGUUUAAACACUUUUCAGUUUUAGGUCAUUUUGCACAAUUUAAAUAACGUAGUGAAUGAAUGAUCUGAAAUGGUGAACAUAAGAUACAUCUAAUGGUACACAGAUCUCAGGAAAUAUUUCCAGUCCCGUUUUGUAAACAAAUAUAGCGGAGUUCCUUUAACUAACAAUUUAAUGAAUGUUUCAAAGGCAUUGCAAUAGCAAACAAUGUUUUGUGUUUAAAAUCUGCACUUUUAAUUUGAUUUAAUUGUAUGCUUUGAACAUGCUGUGCUUUUAA
Molecule: messenger RNA, 3319 nt
Organism: Ruditapes philippinarum (Manila clam)
Lineage: Eukaryota; Metazoa; Mollusca; Bivalvia; Venerida; Veneridae
Exons: 4
Coding region: 128-751 (207 amino acids)
Source: RefSeq, a predicted model, not a curated record